AUAAUUUACGGUCACGACGAUAAUCAUUCGCUUAGCCAAGUGUGACAUUAUUUCAAGGUCCAACUAGAGCACAAUUUUGCCAUGUUUUGGCUCGCGCUCUAGCGGCCGCGUACGUAACUACUACCACUACUCUGGCGAUGUGAGUGUGUGUGUGUGGCUGCUUGCUUCACAAAAUCGUCUGGAAUAUGCCUUGUGUUUGAGUACACACGACGGCUUUUCGAUCAAGACGAUGACAGGAACUCUGCAUGAAUUAGUCCUCCGAGCUCCGGGCGUACGUUAGCGAAGACCAAGUUCCAUUGCCUAUUUGAGAGCCAGACGCUGGUACCGCGAGGCCUCCUUGAGGACUGACUGACUGAACCGCAAUCAUGGAGGCUGUAACUGCUGAAAGUGGUGAAAACAUUAAAGAAAUCGGAGGCACGUCUCCUGGUCCUGAAGGCACCAAGGUGAAUGGCGAUGUGAAUGGAUCAACAGAUGAAGCCAUGGACGUAGAUGCUGCGGAUGCUGCGGAUGAUGCCCCAGCCGCCAAGGACUCUUUGCCUGAAUCAUCAAGUGUUCAAGAACCACAGGAUGAAGACAAAGAAUCAAGUAGAAAUGAAGAUGAACCUAUGGAAGUAGUAGACAAUAACAUUAGUGAUCUCUCUCUCAAGAGUGAUGUGCAUGAUAGUGAUGACCAUGCUGAUGGUCAGAAUACUGAUAGCUUUAAGAAUGGACCUAGUGCUGACAAGGUAGAGGACAGUGUAGGGGAAAAUAAUGGUGAGAAUAGUGGGGGAAAAUCAGAAUCAAGUGAUAUUAGUCAUGAAGUGAAUUUAGACAAAAUAGAUAAUAGUGAAAGUGCUGAUAAUAAAAGUGCAGAUGGUUCAGCUAUUAAAGAAAGUGUUAGUGAUAGUGAGCAAGAAGGAGAUGGAGAAGGUGAUAGGUCAAGUUCAUUACAAAAUGGUGAGGCAACAGCAUCAACUGAAAAUCUUGAUGCUGAUGAAGUCACAGAUCUUUCUAAAAAGAAAGACGAAGAGACACCUGAAAGAAGUGAAAGUGAGAGAAAUGAGGGUGAUAGUGAAGAGUCCCCAGACGGCUCAACUCCAACCAAAAAGGGGAAAGGCCGCAAGAAUCCUGCUCCGCUUUCCCUGACUCCCCGGCGAAGCUCUCGAAACUUAAACAAACAGAAAAGUUAUGCAGAGGAGAAAGAAGAAGUUGUGGAAAGAGAUGAUGGCUCUGAUAUUGAGGAGAUCACCAUGGUGGACCCACUUACAGCGGGGGAUAAGGAGAACACCAAGUCUAGGCUUGGUAGGACUAGCACCAACAAAACAAUUGUUGUGAAUGAUACAAAACAUCUUGUUGAAAUAGCUUCUGGCAGCAAACAGUCUAAAGGCCAGAAAAAAGAGCCUACCUUGGUUAUAAUAGAUACUAAUACUAAUUCAAUUAUAUCUGGUAGAUCGCCUAUGUCUGGUACUCAGACUAAACUACCAUCACGACCAGGUCUUCAAAUCACUCCUGCCCACAUGUCAAGUGCCUCACCUUCGUCGUCUUCGUCUAUUCAGCAGAGUUUCUCUGUUGUACCUGUGGGUAGUCAUAAUCAGACAGUGUUUGGGAGUGGGGUUACUGCACAACGAGUGUCAACUCCACCAGCUCCUGUUCAGGCAGCCAAGCCGCCAGUCAUCCUUCCUUCCCUCACAGAUGAUAUGUACGUGGUUGAAGCACCCUCCUUUAUUGUGCCCUAUGUAUAUGAAAAGCCACCCAUUAAACCAUUGAAAGACUAUAUUGAAGAUUUGGAAGAAGCCAUCAAGAAGCAGAAACUGGAGGAUGAGAAGAAAGAAAAAGAGCAGGAUGAAGAAGAUGCAAAGGAUGCCAAGGAUAAAAAAGAUGAGAAAGAUGAGAAAGACGAGAAAGAUGAGAAAGAAAAGAAAGAAGAGAAAGAAGAGAAGGAUGGUGAAUCAAAUUCAAAGAAAGAUGAUGAAAAAGCCAAAACUGGUGACACUGAAAAAUCUGAAGAUGAAAAAAUGGAUGUGGAUGAGGACAAAAAGAGUAGCAAAGAAGGAAAGGAUGAAAGUAAAAAAGAUGAUACAGCUCUACGGGAAGGUUCCAAAGCUGAUGACAAGAAAGAAGAUGCUUCUAAAGCAGAUGGUGAUAAGGCUGAUGACAAGAAAUCAUCAUCUUACUUUGACAACCCUCUUGGGAAAUUCUUCAUGUCAAUUGGUACAAAUCUUGUUCAAGAACAUGUACAAACUGACCUCCUUAGAUCACAGAAGAAAAAACGGGAGAGGGAAGGUGGUAAAGGAGUCGCCAGCACUCAGAUGGCCAUUUCUUCUUUGGAACAAACAUUAGAGUUCAGCAAAGAAAAUAAUGAACCUUUCCAUCUAAAACAGAAGAAAUGUGACUACUGUAGUUUCAGAACUGAAUCUGCUUUAGUUAUGGCUCAUCAUAUGGAAACUCCGCACAUGAGGAACUAUAUUUACCGGUGCAAUUUUUGUGAUAAGGAAGUCCGCUCCCCACAUGACAUUUUGUUCCACAUGGAAGCAGAGCAUAAUGUGCGAGGAAAGUUAGAACGUGGACCAGCUUUCCAUCAAUGUCCAAACUGUCCCUUUGAGGACAAUCAGAAGGGCAAACUCACAAGACAUCUUGUGUCCUGUCAAAAGAAGUACCGUUCUGAAAAAAAUCAGGAGCCACCUCUCGAUUGGGAGCCACCAGCAAAGAUACCUCGAGUGUCUCGCAGCAGGCCCUUCCCUAUGGGCAGCUCAGCCAUGAGUGGUAUGGGUGUCCCUCAGAAGCCUGGAAUGGUUGGACAACAGCAUCCAUUACUUCCAAAGUUGCCUGUUGGUUCCUCCAUUGUGGGCCAACCUACAAUAGGUCAGAUAGCAAAUUCGCUUGGCAGAGGGCGCGGACGACCGCCCGUGCAGGGUCGUUUCCCAGACCUCAAACAGACAGGCAUGCAGCAACAGAGACUGCAGGCACCCAUGUCAGGGAUGCUGUAUCGUCCAUCUCCAUCUGGUGCUUCUCAAGUGCUAGUCCCUACUACCUAUCAGAUUGCUGGCAAUCCGAUUUAUCAAGUGGUGGGAGGGCAGGUGAUGAAGGUUAUGCCACGGCCAGGAGAAGGGUCUGCCACCUUACCAUUUGCUCUCGUGCCAACAGGCAGCAGUUCUCAGAACUCCAAGGGACAAGCAAGCAAACUCCAACAGCAACCAAGCAUUUCAAUUACACCUCUGCCACGGCAGCCUAGCGGCACUCCCCCGGCGGCGCACAGCACGGGCAUGCCGGCCGGGAGCAACAAGCCUGGCCACCCAAGCAGUGGCGGCAAAGCAACCUUUGUCAUUUGCGAGAUCUGUGAUGGCUACAUUAAGGACUUGGAGCAGUUGAGGAAUCACAUGCAAUGGAUACACAAAGUGAAGAUUCAUCCCAAGAUGAUAUACAACCGACCUCCAUUGAACUGUCAAAAAUGUCAGUUCCGAUUCUUCACUGAUCAAGGGUUGGAGCGCCAUCUUUUAGGCUCCCAUGGUUUAGUUACCUCAAGCAUGCAAGAAGCAGCCAACAAAGGAAAGGAUGGUGGAAGGUGUCCUGUCUGUGGCAGAGUGUAUCAAUGGAAACUACUCAACCAUGUCGCUCGGGACCACAGCAUGACUUUAAAGCCUGCACACUUAUCUUAUAAGUGCACUGUAUGUACUGCCACCUUCGGCAUGUACAAACAGUUCGAGAACCAUGUCUACUCUGCCCACUCUGGUGUCGCCAAGAGAGUAAUGGACAAGAAGCCUGGUGGCACUACAAGUACCGCAAGUCCUUCAGUUAGUCGUUCACCUGCCCCAGCACAGCAGGGAGACUCAUUACUCAUCAAGCCCUUAAAAAUAAAUGACGAGAUUACAAUAAUUCCUCAGCCCACGCGUGCCGCCCGGCCGUCCCCCUCCGGACGCAGCGGACCUCUACCUGCUCACAUGCAGGGAGGCAAGGCAGGCGAGGACCGACAGCGGCGGCCUGGUGGCAGUGGCGGCAGCAGGGAUGAAGGAGUUCAGAUAAUCGAUCUGGAUGACUCUCCAUCCAAAGACGCUCUUACUGCUGUUCAAGAACGGCUAAGGCGUAGGACAAGCCUUGAAGUUAGUCAAGUGGAGACAGAUGAAGAUGGUUCAUCGGCUGCUUCCAAGAAGAGCCGUAGGGACUGAAGCUGUGUUUUAUUUUGUUAAAAUGUGACGGGUGAACUCAUUCCGCAAUGAAUGAAGCGGUGAAGCAAGUGUGACAUUAGUGCAAAGCCUAUGUCAGGCUGGGCUGAGCCUUAGCCUCAAAGGCCUCCACCUUAACCUAUUAUUGUACAUCUGAAGAUUUUCCUUUUUUUAAUUUUUACGUAAUGCCAACUGAUUAAUCAGUGAGGUGCGCAUGUGCUUGUACAGUUUUAUUGGCCAUCCAAUCAAAGGUUCUGUCCCAUCCAUUUUUAUUUAAUGUAAUUAUUCAUCUUUUUAGAAAAGAAGUGUUUUGAGAAGUGAGAAGCAAUAGUGUGAUGGUGUUGGUGUGAAUUGCCAGCCACACUUGCAUGUUUGCAGCUACAGAAGGUACACAGUGUGUCUUGUGAUGGUACUCCAUGGACUGUACAAAACACAUGAUGUAAAUUUGCUAUUGUGCCCUGUAGCUUGGCUGGUACUUGUAUGUAUAGAAUGUAGAGUUGUAAGGUGUAGAAUGUAUUUAAUGUAAUAGACUUUGGGGAAAAUAAAAGUGGUGAACUCUCAUUACUUUUGGUUUCAUACUCAUAUUUAUGAUAGGUUUUAGCUCUGCAACAAAAUGGUCUUUUAAAUUAGUGAUGCAAGAAUGAAUUUAUUACAAUUUGUCAAUGAAUUUUGUGAACUAGUUUCAGCUAAGAUGCAUUCUGAACUAGUGCAUUGAGGAGACUGUGUCAGAUCGGCCUGCCUGUGUGCCUGACUGAGCUUUGCCAUGGUAAAGAAAUGGAUUGAAUCAUGUGAGAGUGGCACUGCCAGCUAAAAGGACCACUUAACAGUGUAUACUUCUUUUUUAAAUUUUGUGUUAACAUUUUUAUAUAAUAUACUGUCUUGGAAUCUGUAAGGAAUCAGCAUAAAUUUAACCUGCUUGUAAAUGGAAAAAAUUGUAAUCUCAUUUUCCUUUUCUUUCUUGUUUUGUUUGGCUAGAAUGGUAUGCUUGUUGCACAUUGUUUUGGAGUCGCGUCUGUCUUUGAGCAAGCCUAGGUCGUCUACCAGAAAGCUGUGUCCUAGGCACUCUUGUCUUGCCAACAAGUUACUUAUUGCUAGUGCUGGUACCAAAGUUUUCGGCUGUUCCUACACAGACACAAUUCCAAAAUGCACUUUCUCUAUUAAAAAAAAUUGUAAAAUAAAGUAAACUUGUACUUAUGAGAAUUAUAAGAUAAUUAGGUUUUUUA
Molecule: messenger RNA, 5362 nt
Organism: Thrips palmi
Lineage: Eukaryota; Metazoa; Arthropoda; Insecta; Thysanoptera; Thripidae
Gene: MEP-1
Product: MOG interacting and ectopic P-granules protein 1
Exons: 10
Coding region: 366-4142 (1258 amino acids)
Biological process (GO): regulation of gene expression
Cellular component (GO): nucleus
Source: RefSeq, a predicted model, not a curated record